AUGGCGGCUUCUCACCAGUCAUUCGUAGAGUGCCUGGUCUUUGUCGAGUUUGCUUUCCGAGCUAGUGACAUAUUAUGCCGCCGAGAUGACGACUGGAAUGUUUCUCCGAACCGCCGUCAGUUGCUGGAUCGGGAAAACCCUAUGGAGCUUUAUUCGGACGUAGAGUUUCUGCAGCGAUUCCGGUUCACGAAGAACGUCGUGCUCUCCAUACUGAGCCAGUUGACCCUCCCAGACGUUACGGACAACAGAGGUCACCCCCUGCCUCCAAUGCUGAAACUGCUGGUGACUCUUCGGUUUCACGGUGCUGGGGCAUUUCAGACCGUUAUCAGUGAUCUCGUCAAAAUAUCGCAGCCAGCUACAUGUAAUGCAAUUUGGGCAGUGACGAGGAGCAUCGCUUCGGAGCUUUACCCAAAAUACGUGAAAUUCCCUUCUGCGUCCGAAGCACCGUCAGUUAUGGCUCGAUUUCACUCCAUCGCCGGAUUUCAACGGGUGACAGGCUGUAUUGACUGCACUCACGUACCCAUAAACAGCCCUGGAAGAAGUGACGCUCAGGUUUACAGAAAUAGGAAAGGCGUGUUCUCCAUCAACGUGCAGGUAUAACACGAGUCACAUAAAAACACGCAACUCCGUGGAAAGAGCGUUCGGAGUUUGGAACAGGAGGUUCCCGUGUCUCCCGUAUGAAGUUGCAAAACAAGAUAGGAGAGAUCUGCUGCUAUCGUCUGCGCUUGCGCAGCGCUCCACAACGUCGCCUGCGCGCUGAAUGACCCAUGCCCGGAUGAUGGAACAGAUGCAUCGGAAGACGACUUCGGUGUUCCUGCUAAUCGCGGCGAUAGCCUCUUGGGAGCGCAGAUACGACGUACACUUAUACAGACCGAUUUUUCUGGUGUACGCCAGAGCAAUCUGGAUAUUGCUUGAUCACACCAUGCUGACAUAAAACUUUAUUUU
Messenger RNA from Ornithodoros turicata, 945 nucleotides. RefSeq names its product putative nuclease HARBI1. The record is from RefSeq and is a predicted model, not a curated record. The transcript has 2 exons. Lineage: Eukaryota; Metazoa; Arthropoda; Arachnida; Ixodida; Argasidae. Bases 1 to 600 code for a protein of 199 amino acids.